AUCACCAUGGCCGCCGGGAAACAAAACCAAGCUGCCGCAAAGAAGGGGGUUGCGCCGCGCCAGCAGCACUACGAGUUUGGCGGCCCCAUCGGCGCCUUUGGCAUCACCUUUGGCCUCCCUAUUCUCGUCCACGUCUUCAACCUUUUCUGCAACGACAUCUCGGGCUGCCCCGCGCCCUCGCUCCUCCACCCCAAGUCUCUCGACCUCGCCCAGCUCAAGCGCGAAAUCGGCUGGCCUGACAAUGGCGUCUUCGGCCUCUUCUCGUGGUCCGCCACGCUGUGGACUUUGGCUUACUACGCCCUUUCGCUCGUUCAAUACCGCUUUCUCCCCGGCCACCACGUCGAGGGAACCGAGCUGAGCACCGGCGGCCGGCUCAAGUACAAGCUGAACGCUUUCAACUCGGCCAUGUGCACCUUGGCCAUCCUGGCUGCCGGCACUAUCGCUCAGGGCGCCGAGUUCCCCGUUUGGACUUUCAUUUCCGACAACUUUGCCCAGAUCAUCAGCGCCAAUAUCCUCUUCGCUUUCGCCCUCGCCAUCUUCGUCUACGUCCGCAGCUUUGAGGUGAAGCCGGGUAACAAGGACAUGCGCCAGCUAGCAGCAGGCGGUGUCACCGGCUCCCUCAUCUACGAUUUCUACAUUGGUCGCGAGCUCAAUCCUCGCAUCACCCUUCCCCUCAUCGGUCAAGUAGACAUUAAGGAAUUCAUGGAAAUGCGCCCUGGUCUUCUGGGCUGGAUCAUUCUCAAUUGCGCCUUCAUCGCCAAGCAAUACCGCCUUUACGGCUACGUCACCGAUUCGAUUCUCUUCAUCACCGCCAUCCAGGCUUUCUAUGUCUUUGACGGAAUCUACAUGGAGCCGGCCGUCUUGACUACGAUGGAUAUCACUACCGACGGCUUCGGGUUCAUGCUGAGCUUCGGAGAUGUCGUUUGGGUGCCCUUCAUGUACUCGACUCAGACUCGCUACCUUGCCGUCCAUCCUCAGCAGCUGGGCGCUUUCGGACUGAUUGCUGUUGGUGCUGUCCUGGCUGCUGGCUAUAGCAUCUUCCGCCUGUCCAAUUCGCAGAAGAACAACUUCCGCAGGAACCCCGAGGAUCCCAGUGUUAAGCACCUUACCUACCUCCAGACCAAGACUGGAUCGAGACUCAUUACCUCGGGAUGGUGGGGCAUCGCUCGCCACAUCAACUAUCUCGGUGACUGGCUUCAGAGCUGGCCUUAUUCUCUCCCGACCGGCAUUGCUGGCUACCAGAUCUUGAGCGCCGGCAGCAAUGCUCCUGGUGCAAUUACCAUGCUCGACGGGCGCGAAGUUGUCCAGGGCGAGGCGAGAGGCUGGGGUAUUGUUUUCACUUACUUUUACAUCUUGUACUUUGCCAUUCUCUUGAUCCACCGCGACCUCAGAGAUGACGAGAAGUGCUCCAAGAAGUAUGGCGAGGCUUGGGAAAAGUACAAGAAGCUUGUCAAGUGGAGAAUUGUCCCUGGUAUCUACUAGCCGGAUGGAUGAUAUUCUGAGGCUGUGUGGUUGUGGUUUGGAUACCCAGGAGGGCUUCCUCUGUUAUCUGCAGUUGGUGCGAGAAACUGUGGAUGAUGUAAAUAGUGUAACGAAACAAGCCAACAGCUAGACUCAAUAGGGGUGUAAUGAAACUAUAAUACUCAUAGA
Neurospora tetrasperma FGSC 2508 is the source of this 1650-nucleotide messenger RNA. RefSeq names its product c-14 sterol reductase ERG-3. The record is from RefSeq and is a predicted model, not a curated record. The transcript is spliced from 2 exons. Lineage: Eukaryota; Fungi; Ascomycota; Sordariomycetes; Sordariales; Sordariaceae. Gene Ontology annotation, biological process: ergosterol biosynthetic process. Gene Ontology annotation, molecular function: Delta14-sterol reductase activity. The coding region runs from base 7 to 1482 and encodes 491 amino acids. Gene Ontology annotation, cellular component: endoplasmic reticulum membrane.